AACAUAAUUGAUAAGAAAGGGUGAUAAAAGGUCAUAGUGUAUAAUAUAUUAUAAAACAAUGAUAAUAAUUGUAACUUUGCAUUGUUCAAAUCAAUUUUAAAGAUGACUUCAAUGCUAGGUCUUCACAUAGUUUUAGGUCUAACUCAUAAUCUGUACGUAUAUAAAGUUGCACCGUUCAAUGAACAGGCAUGUCCUUUGAAACAGUUGUUGGAAAGGAAAAAAGUUUUUUUCUCGUGUCUUAAUACACAACAUGGGGCACUUGAGUUUGUGUCAAACAUAGGAAAUAUAAUAUCACCUUCUGAAAUUGUGCAGAAAAGAUGUACCUGGGAGGCACAUAUAAAUGAUUGUGCUAAUAAAUACUUUGAUAUAGCAAAAGAAUGCUUUCAUCUUAUUGAGAGUGAUCUGAAAGGGCUGGAAACUUGGAAAACAAUUGAUGAGGAAGUUCUGGCGUAUAUUUGUAAAAAUAAUGCUGAAACGACACUUGACUUUCUCAAACCAAGUAAACAAUCAUGUUGGGAUAGAGGUAUUACUAGAUCCGUAAGAGAUUGUACAUCAGAUUUAAAUAUCACUGCUCCUUUUUAUAAUUUAGCUAAAGUUAAAUCUAACUGCAAACAAAUUGAAGAAGCAGAAGCAUGUAUUAACAUAAGUCUUCUUAAAGACUGCCCAAAGAAUGACGCAGAUGCUGUUGCACCCUUACUGAAGAUAGUAAAAUCAAAUCUUUGCAAUUAGCUACCGUGCUAUCAAUCAAUAUAUUUAUUUAUCAUUCUUAUUUAUGGUGAAUAAUUUAAAUGUGAUCUAAGUAACAGAAAAUAAAGUUUCUCGUGUUAGCA
Messenger RNA from Diabrotica virgifera virgifera (western corn rootworm), 830 nucleotides. RefSeq lists its product as uncharacterized. NCBI's taxonomy places the organism in Eukaryota, Metazoa, Arthropoda, Insecta, Coleoptera, Chrysomelidae. The transcript has 5 exons. The record is from RefSeq and is a predicted model, not a curated record. The coding region runs from base 103 to 729 and encodes 208 amino acids.